Hippocampus zosterae (dwarf seahorse) is the source of this 3539-nucleotide messenger RNA. Its product is annotated as dipeptidyl peptidase 9-like. The record is from RefSeq and is a predicted model, not a curated record. NCBI's taxonomy places the organism in Eukaryota, Metazoa, Chordata, Actinopteri, Syngnathiformes, Syngnathidae. Bases 194 to 2851 code for a protein of 885 amino acids. Gene Ontology annotation, biological process: proteolysis. Gene Ontology annotation, molecular function: serine-type peptidase activity; dipeptidyl-peptidase activity. The transcript has 21 exons.
GUAUGUGCAGCACAAUUGCGAGCAAAGGUUCCUCCCGCUUUCCGCUCUGGAAGCGAGCAACAUUUUUAUGUGGCCGCUCCGGGAAAUGGCCACAACCCUCAGCUGUCGCAAAACAUAGACAAGCUAGGAAAGCCUCCUGCUCGAUAUAACAAACAGCGCGUAGUUUGGUUUCCAGAGGUGCGUUGACCGGUGAAUGCAUAGAGUUAAGAAGGCCAAGCUUUGCCGAACAGAAGAGGGUCUCUGGAAAAGCUGCGUUACAGUGAGGAUGACGGCUGUGGACGGCCUCUCGGACAGCACGGAGGUGGUGGAGAUGGAGGACGUGCCUUCUCAGUUCUUUGUGGAGAAGCACUCGUGGGAAGGCCUCCGCGACAUCAUCCAUUGUAGCAGGAAGUAUUCGGGCAUGAUCGCCAACAAGGCGCCCCACGACUUCCAGUUUGUGCAGAAGAAGGAUGAACACGCUGCCCAUUCCCACCGCUUAUACUACCUCGGAAUGCCUUACGGAAGCAGAGAGAACUCUUUGCUCUACUCGGAAAUCCCAAAGAAGAUCCGCAAAGAGGCUCUCUUAGUCUUGUCGUGGAAACAAAUGCUUGAUCAUUUCCAGGCGACGCCGCACCAAGGGGCCUACUCGCGAGAGGAAGAACUGCUGAGGGAGCGCAAGCGGCUGGGGGCCUUUGGAAUCACCUCUUACGACUACCACGCGCCGACGGGCCUGUUCCUCUUCCAGGCUAGCAACAGCCUGUUUUACUGUCGUGACGGAGGCAACAACGGCUUCAUUCAGUCCGCUCCCGUCAAGCCCGUGGAGAUCAAGACCCGGUGCUCGGGCACCCGCAUGGAUCCAAAGAUCUGCCCGGGAAACCCCGACUUCAUCGCCUUCGUGAACAAUAACGACCUGUGGGUCGCUAAUGUCAAGACCGGAGAGGAGAGGAGACUCACCUACUGCCACAAAGGUGUGGAUAACGUCAAAGAAGACCCCAAGUCAGCGGGCGUAGCAACAUUCGUCAUCCAAGAAGAGUUUGACCGUUUUACCGGCUACUGGUGGAACCCCUCGGCAGAGGAAGACUCGAGCGGGGGGAAAACGGUGUCUCUGCUGUACGAGGAGGUGGAUGAGGCGGAAGUGGAAAUUAUUCACGUGCCAUCUCCAGCACUGGAAGAGCGCAAGGCAGACGCGUACAGAUACCCCCGCACAGGGAGCAAAAAUCCACAGGCCACACUCAAACUAGUCCAGAUCAAGACCGACCACCGAGGAAGAAUCGUGAGCGUGCAAGAUCGAGAGCUGGUGGUCCCCUUCGCCUCCUUAUUUCCGGGGACGGAAUACAUCGCCAGGGUCGGAUGGACGACGGACGGCAAAUACGGCUGGGCGGUUUUGCUGGACCGCAGUCAGAGGAAACUGCAGCUGGUCCUGCUGCCUCCAUCUCUCUUCAUCCCGGUCACGGACGACCCGGCUCAGAGGCGGGCCAGCCUGGAGGGCGUCCCCGUCAACGCGCAGCCGUACGUCAUUUACGAAGAGACCACCCACGUCUGGAUUAACGUCCACGACAUAUUUUAUCAAUUGACUCAAACGUCAGAUGAAGAGUUUAGUUUCAUUUGGAUCAACGAGUCGAAAACGGGUUUCAGUCAUCUGUAUAAAAUCACCUCCCUGUUACAACCCGGCUGCUGCAAGUGGACGGACGAUUACCGGCACACGGAAGGACAAUUUAAAUGUGCAAUCAAGGAGGAAGUUGCUUUGACCAGCGGGGAAUGGGAAGUGCUCGCCAGACAUGGCUCAAAGAUCUGGGUGAAUGAGCUGAGCAAGUUGGUGUAUUUCCAAGGCACCAAAGACACUCCCCUGGAGCAUCACCUCUACGUCGCCAGCUACGACUCGCCGGGAGACGCGGCUCGACUGACCAAGCUGGGCUUUUCUCACAGCUGCUCCGUCAGUCAAAACUUUGACUUUUUCGUCAGCCACUACAGUAACGUGAGUACACCACCCUGCGUUCACGUCUACAAACUGAGCGGCUCGGAAGGCGAUCCGUUGCACGUCGUGCCCGAAGUCUGGGCCAGCAUGAUGGAGUCGCCAGGUUGCCCGGGAGAUUACGACCCGCCCGAGAUUUUCCACUUUCCCGGCAAGUCGGGCUUCCGGCUUUACGGGAUGGUUUACAAGCCUCACGACCUGCGGCCCGGCAGGAAGCAUCCCACCGUCCUCUUUGUGUACGGAGGCCCGCAGGUGCAGUUGGUCAACAACUCCUUCAAGGGCAUGAAGUACCUGCGGCUGAACACGCUGGCCUCCUUGGGCUACGCUGUCGUGGUCAUUGACGGCAGGGGCUCUUGCCAGAGGGGCCUCGAAUUCGAAGGCGCGCUUAAAAACAAAAUGGGUCAAGUGGAGAUCGAAGACCAGGUGGAGGGCCUUCAGUACGUGGCCGACAAGUUCAACUUUGUGGACCUGAGCCGUGUGGCCAUCCACGGGUGGUCCUACGGCGGCUUCCUCUCUCUCAUGGGCCUCAUCCAGCGGCCAAACGUAUUUAAGUUGGCCAUCGCGGGCGCCCCGGUGACCGUGUGGAUGGCGUACGACACGGGCUACACGGAACGCUACAUGGACGUGCCCGAGAACAACCAGCGAGGUUACGAGGAAGGCUCGGUGGCUCUGCACGUGGACAAGCUGCCCAGCGAGCCCAACCGCUUGCUGAUUCUGCACGGGUUCCUGGAUGAAAAUGUGCACUUUUUCCAUACCAAUUUCUUGGUGUCGCAGAUCAUCCGCGCCGGGAAGCCCUAUCAACUUCAGGUGUACCCCAACGAGCGACACAGCAUCCGCUGCCCGGAGUCCGGAGAACACUACGAGAUCAUGCUGUUGCACUUUCUACAACAAUACCUCUGAAAUGAUCCCGGAUGUCGUCCCCCCCCAGCUCGGCGCCUAACUGGCCAGCCGUUGUCCACCUUCCCCCAUCGCAAACUUGGACUCCACUCCCGUCGCCCCUCGUCGCUCUGUUGCCCUUUCGCUUUUUUGUUUUUCCCCCGUGCGUUCACCGAGACGGCGAGCGAAGACAGGGGGGACAUUUGAGAGGCCGCGUGCAGGCGGAGUGGUCGCCCUCGCCCUCGCCUUCCAUCCUUGCCAAUGUUCCCGCGACCCGCUUUCAAAUGGUGUGUUUUAGCCACUCGUGUCAGUCGUAGGAAAAAGGUUACAGUUGACGGAUAUUCAAACGGAAAUCGACAAGACGUAGUUGCACAGGUUACACAGGACAUAAUAUAUGCGUUGGAUCCACUUUAUUGCAGACGAGCUGAACUCUCCGUACCUAAUGUGAGUCGCUGUAUGUGACAAAUGAAGACUUGGAAGAAAGGCUCGUCCCGUGUCCGCUUGUUUUAAGUGUGUUUAAAAUAAAGUAUUUUUAUUAUUAUUUUUAAUGAAAGCUGACAGAGGCCAACUCGUUGCUCUUUUCUGUCCACUUUCAUGACAUUGUUCAAGAUCAUCCGUUUGCCUUCUCCGCGCAUAAUUUAUAUUUGCCAAAGUACCUCUUGGCGAUGAUGAAGCCGGUCGUUGCUUUUUUUUUUUUUUUUUUACUGCAAUA